This is a messenger RNA of Beta vulgaris subsp. vulgaris (sugar beet), 1473 nucleotides long. Its product is annotated as transcription factor MYB36. The record is from RefSeq and is a predicted model, not a curated record. The transcript has 3 exons. The coding region runs from base 162 to 1268 and encodes 368 amino acids. NCBI's taxonomy places the organism in Eukaryota, Viridiplantae, Streptophyta, Magnoliopsida, Caryophyllales, Amaranthaceae.
AAGGUCUUCCCUUCCUCCAUUUUCUCAACAACAAGAAGCUAAAUUGUCAGCAAAAACAACCCUUGAAGAAAAACAAAGUUAGAGAAAGAGAGUGAAGAAGAAGAAGAAGAAAAAGUCAAAGGGCAUUUAUUUUUAUUUGAAGGGAAGAGAUAAGAAGAAAGAUGGGAAGAGCUCCAUGCUGUGACAAAGCUAAUGUGAAGAAAGGUCCAUGGUCUCCUGAAGAAGAUGCUACUCUUAAGGCUUACAUUGAGAAAUAUGGCACUGGUGGUAAUUGGAUUGCACUUCCACAGAAAAUUGGGCUUAAAAGAUGUGGAAAAAGCUGUAGACUGAGGUGGUUGAACUACCUAAGACCUAAUAUCAAACAUGGUGGUUUUACCGAGGAGGAAGACAAUAUCAUUCUUAGCCUGUAUAUUAGUAUAGGCAGCAGGUGGUCAAUAAUAGCAGCACAAUUGCCAGGAAGAACUGACAACGACAUAAAAAACUAUUGGAACACAAGGCUAAAGAAGAAGCUACUUGGAAGAAAAAGGCAACAACAGCAACAAAAUGGGUGCAAGGAUGAAUUAAGCAGCUCAGCCUUAGAGAGACUUCAACUCCAUAUGCAACUUCAAAGCCAACAAGGGCUUCAAAACUCUCUUUCUCUCUUCAACAACCACCACACAAUAUUACCUAAAUUACACCCUCUUAUUCAAGACAAACUUAUCCAAAAUAACCUCCAUUCUCUUAAUUCACAAAUGAUCCAAUACCCUAACUAUAAUGGCCUUGAUUUCCUCGACCAUACUUCAUCGAAUCUCGUACACUUGCAGGAAGACCACACCAAGAACAACAACGAUAACAAUAACAAUAACAAUAACAGUAACAAAGGGAUCAUCAUUGUUAAUAAAGAGCAAGUUAUUGAAGAGUUGGAGAGUUCUAGCUUAAAUGGUUCAGCAUCAUCAGGGAGCUCAAAUCUUGUUAAUAACAAUAAUAGUAACGAUAACAAUAACAAUAACAAUAACAAUAACAAUAACGAAGUUAUGAAAAAUAGUAAUAUUGGUAAAUAUGUGGAUCUUAAGCCAGACGUGUAUACUACAGGAAUGCAGAGGGUUUUGAGCUUUCAAGCUGAGCUAAAUGAGCUUCUUGCAAGUGAUAAAGUGGGUAAUAUUGAAUUUGAGGGGAUUAAUAGUUGGUGGUCUAAUGAUUCUAGCUCAACUAUUUCUUGGGAUGCUUCAAAUGUUGUUCUUCAAUCUGAUAAUACUUCUACUAUGUUGUAUAAUCAAGAUUAUGCUUGAUUUUUAUUGUUUCUUUAUUUGUUGCUUGUAAUUAGAGAUUGUAGAAAUUGUGAAAGAUUAUGCUUAAUUAAUUUUUAGGAGGUCUAGGUUGUUUUGUGAGUUGCUUUACGGUUGAUGGGUAACAACUGAUGUUGGAUAUUCAUCACUUUUUGUAAAUUGUUAAAAGUAACUGUAAUAAUCUUUGUAUAAUAAAGUUUAUAUUAUU